GUUAGACAGAUGCACAAACCAGGUUCUUGUUUAUGCUGUCUUUUACAUUGAACGAGGAAGCUAAAUGGCUAACAGCAAACUGGAUUUUGUUCCUCCAGACCGCAAUAGACUGAUGUUUAAGAAGGUGAAUAUGAGCAGCAGGGAUUCUUCCAUCGAUUUACAUGGUGUCUAAUGUUUCAACAGGAUGCUGCUGAAAAAUAUUCAACGUUAGCCAGUUAGCCUUCAAGUGCUAACGCUCGAGGCUCUCCAGCUCCGUGACUCCAAAUAGGCAUGCAGUGUACCAUGCUGAUGGCUAAAUGUCCAUUGUUUUUGAAGAAGAAUCCACCAUUCCUUGUGUGCUCACCUAAAAAUGGAAGAUGAUAUUGGAUUAUUCUGUGUACCCCAAACACACAGAAUGUUGAAAUCCCCAUUUGAAGAUGAGAAACCUGCUUUUCAUACAAACCAAAAUCCUUCUGGUCCCUCAGAAGCAUUUGUUCUGUCAGGGUCCAUUCAAGUGCCGUACACCAUUAACAGAUACCUACGAGACUACCAGCGAGAGGGGGUUAAAUUUAUCUAUGACAGCUAUUCGAAGUCCAGGGGUUGCAUCCUUGGUGAUGAUAUGGGCCUGGGAAAGACCAUUCAGGUUAUCAGCUGCCUGGCUGCCAUUUUGCAGAAAACAGGGACAUGGAAAGAUGUUGAAAAUAACAGGCCCGAGUUUUUGCUGUCACAGAUGCCAUCAAACCUAUCAAAAGUUAAGAAGAAGGUUUUCCUCAUUGUGGCUCCCCUGUCUGUGCUCUACAACUGGAAAGAUGAGCUGGACACAUGGGGCCAUUUUAAAACGGUGGUUGUCCAUGGUGUGAAGAAGGAGGAAGAAUUGGCUCGUGUGAACAGAGGAAGAUUUGAGAUCGUCCUGACAACAUUUGAGACACUAAGACUCUGUCUAGAUGAGUUCAACAGUCUCGACUGGGCCGCUGUCAUUGUGGAUGAAGUUCACAAGUUGAAGAAUAUCAAAUCUCAGAUCACUCAGGCAAUGAAAGGUCUGAAAUGCAAAGUGCGUGUAGGACUGACUGGUACAAUCUUGCAGAAUAACCUGGAGGAACUCUGGUGUGUCAUGGAUUGGGCCAACCCUGGAUGCCUCGGAUCACUAGGUAGUUUUAAGAACAGGUUCUCUGAGCCUAUCGAGCAGGGACAGAAACACAGUGCAACCAAGAGAGCACUGGCCGAGGGCCGCAAAGCUGUCCAGGUUCUGGCUAAAAUUCUUUGCCGCUCGUUCCUCAGGAGAACCAAAGCUCUCAUUACUGACCAGUUACCUAAGAAAGAUGACAGAGUGGUGUUCUGUUCCAUGACGGAUUUCCAGCAGGCAGUAUACCGUGCUGUGCUGAACACAGAUGACGUGAGGUUGCUGUUGCAGAGCUCGGUGAAGUGUCCAUGCAACAGCGGACGCUCAAGACAGACAUGCUGCUACAAGCUCACUUCAGACGGGGUCCCUGUCAGACACAUAUACUUCAGUUAUCUUGCGAUACUGAGGAAGAUUGCCAAUCAUGUCGCCCUGCUGCAGUCUAAAGAAGGAACCAGUAAAAAACAGGAGAAAUAUGUAGCUGCUAUCUGUGACCAAGUCUUUAAGAAGUUUCCAGACUUCACUGAAAGAUGCAAGGAGGCUGCAUUUGAGGCCAUGUCAGACCCCAUCUACAGUGGAAAAAUGAAGGUGCUGCAAAGGCUGCUUAAUCACUUUAUCACAAGGAAAGACAAAGUUCUUCUUUUUUCACUUUCCACAAAGCUCCUGGAUGUUUUGGAGAAUUUUUGCAUGGCUGAGGGUCUGGAGUACCGCAGGCUGGAUGGAACCACCAAGUCUAAAGAUCGCAUUCACAUUGUCAAAGAGUUCAACAGCACCAGUGAUAUUAACAUAUGCCUUGUGUCUACCAUGGCUGGUGGUCUUGGGCUCAACUUUGUUGGGGCUAAUGUAGUCAUCCUGUUUGAUCCAACAUGGAAUCCAGCGAAUGACCUUCAGGCUAUAGACAGGGCAUAUCGCAUUGGACAGUGUAAGGAUGUCAAAGUUUUUAGGUUUAUCUCACUGGGCACAGUAGAGGAGAUCAUCUAUUUGCGGCAGAUUUACAAACAGCAAUUGCAGUCCUCAGUUAUUGGAAAUGAAAAUGCAAAACGCUACUUUGAGGCAGUGCAAGGAGCAGACGGCCAAACAGGAGAGUUAUUUGGGAUCAGGAACCUUUUCCGCCUCCAGACUGAUGGAACUUGUCUUACCCGCCGCAUCCUGGAGAGGGAGGGCAGUGUUGAGUUGGGGAUCAUGACAACCAGCACACAGGCGAUGGAUGAGAAGGUACAAGAGCUGCAGGAUCCAGUGUGUGUGUCAACAGAUCCCUCUGGGCAACAGGGCAAUAUACCAUCAUCCACAUAUGGUACAAGUGCCAGGUUCUCUAAUGCCAAAGUUCUGGAAUUUAGCAGCUCUAGUGAGGAUGAGGAUCCCUGCAGCUCCAGAUCAAAAGCCACAUACGGAAAGACAGAAGAGGAGUUUAGACCAAAUACUGCUGCAAAUAUGAAUCUGUCUGCUCUGCUGAUGAAACAUAUGACUAAUGGGAUACAGAGAAGCUCAGAGAGCAGUGAAGACAGCCAGUCUGAUACAGAACCAAAGGUCUUGAACUUAAAGGAGUCCAAGGUAGCUAAGGGGAAAACAGACUGGUUCCUAUCCAGUGAUUCAGAGGAAGAAAUGGGUAAGGCAAAAAAAGUCUGUGACCAUGAUUGCAUGGAGGAGUCAGAAGAAAGAGAACUUCAUCACAGCAGCUAUACUAAAGCACAACCGAGAGGGAGAGAUGGUACUAAGGAAGAUCAGAGGCCAGAACGGGCAGUAUUAGCAAUACACAAACAAAGAUAUAAUGACGAGGUUGAGAGUUUUGACUCAUCAGAAGAUGAAGCUCCAGUGAGAAGAGUGAAGUUUAAGAAAAGUAUUCGACGCCCCUUUGGAGCACAGAAUUCAGCUAAAAAAUCAGUUCAAUUCACAGGUUUAAAAUGGCCAACUGUACAUUCAAGAAAGCCACCAAUCACAGAGACCAACAGCACCAUAGACACAUUAUUAGGUGGGUUUCAGGAGGUGAGCUACACCCACUCCAAUCAGAAAGUGGUCGGCUCGAGCAGGGCUGAGAACCACCUCAGCCGUGCUGCAUUACGGGAUGUAUUUGAACUAAGCACGAACUCCCAGCUCCCAGCAAACCAUCUGCAUGACACAUCUGAGUUAUCUGAGCCCAAAGAUGGUUAUAAGGAAGUCGAAAUGCCAGAAGGUCAUGACAAGACUUUUCUGAAACAUCAGGUCACCCACACCAUAAAACCUUCCAUCCAUACCAAAAGUGCAACUAUUAGUGUUGGUGAGACUCCUGCUGCGGUCCGCAAGCAGCAGCUGGAAGAAAUGGCGAGGUUCUUCAAAGCGAAGUCUGUGCAAGAGUUUGCAGAAGAGCUUGUGAAGUGCAGCUCAGCACAGCGACUGAGCAGGCUAUGCGAAUUCUAUAGCCACAGCAGCCCUGAGCUUGCUGACAUUAUUCAAAAGACCUUUUCAAAACCUGUGACUGAGCUGAAGCCAAGUAUUUCACCUCCCACUGCUGCAUGCAGUACGUCUAGAAAAAGUCCUACCUCGAAAAAAACCCUUGUAAACUCAGUUCAGAGAACGCAUGAUGAAACAGAAACAGGAACCUCACGAAAAAUUAGAAGAACUAAGGCACAAAAUGCUAAAGAUGUCUAUCAUCACUCUGCUGGUCAGACUGAGCUUAAAAACAACUGUUUGUCUUUGCCUGACUCAAAAGAACAAAAUCCAAGCUCUUCAAAAGACUCCCAAACCAAUGCAAAUGCAUGUAAUUCCAACACAACUUCUUCCACUACAGAAUUUCCACUUCUUUCUAAAGAUACACGAGCAGACAAAAACUCAAACACAACCCUUAGUGACCUCAUAGGCGACACCUCCAUUCUAGAUGAUUUUUUCAAGCAAAAGAGAAGUACAACCCGACCAAAACCAGCAACAGCACCCAUUCCCUCACCCACUGAGAGGGCGAAGAGCAGGUGUAAAGACUUCUGGGACAUUUUGAACGAGGAGAACGAAGAAAGCAUCAAUAAGCUAACAGAUCUGACCCAGGUGGAAAAGCUUUGCAGGACCGUUAAUGUAAGCGCAAAGCCCAAAAGUGAAAGCCAACUUGAAAACUCUCAACUCUGGAAGAAGAAUGAGAAAUUCCUUUGGAAAAGAUAGAAAAAGCUUUAAUUUUUUGUUUUAUAAACUGUGAAAUUACAAAGAAUGGUUUACAAAGUAUUUACAUUUUUAUCUAGUAAUGUUUUGUGUGUUUGGUCUCUGAUUCUAAAUUUUUAAAUAAAGUUUUUGUUGUAUUUUUAACUAUGUUUACUGAUGCAAUUUUGUAUACAUUUGUUCAGAAUUGGCUGCUUUUCUCUCGGCACAUAACACUUGUACAAUCCCCCUUUGAAACAGCCCAUAUAAUGAUGAUCAUUAAUGACUGAUGACUAAUGAUAUAUGAAGCAAACCUCCCUCCAUAACAGCCACAGACACACCCACACACACACACACACCCCCCAAUACGCCAAUACACCAAUGUGAAAAUGUUUAUUAAAAAUGGCAGGCAGCCAUGUGGCUCUUACAGUGUGGCUAUGGUCCAGCCUGACUGAACUUGAUAUUGUGCUGUGUAUGUGAUGGUGUUUCUGGGAAUUAUUCUGUUACCACACUGUAAAAGAGUGUAGCAAAAAAAUAAGUAAA
Molecule: messenger RNA, 4735 nt
Organism: Silurus meridionalis
Lineage: Eukaryota; Metazoa; Chordata; Actinopteri; Siluriformes; Siluridae
Gene: ercc6l2
Product: excision repair cross-complementation group 6-like 2
Exons: 18
Coding region: 350-4219 (1289 amino acids)
Molecular function (GO): ATP binding; ATP-dependent chromatin remodeler activity
Source: RefSeq, a predicted model, not a curated record